UCCAAAGAUUUCGUAAGAUCGCCACAGAGCGUAUAUCUUGUGUUCAUAUAUCACAAGUCUGAACUAAUAAACAUCGACAGAUGGCAAAAACCAUGUUAUGAUUAAUAUUUCUAUUAAAAGUCAUGCAGCCUUGUUCAAAAUACCAUAGUUAACAAGAAGUGGAGAUACUAACUAACGGAGUAAAAUGAAAAUAAUACCAACAUCAGUAUAAUUAAGUCUAUAAAAUAGUCCGUACUGCAUCGCUGUGCAUCGCGGUCGGGGGGGGCAAAGAGAGCGAGUAAAACAUGGCGUUUGUUUCUUUCAUUUGUUCCAAAUAUUCUAUACGAUAGUACGGGGAUAUUUCCAUUUUUUUUUUUUGUUUUUAACAUUUUAUUUUACUUUUGGUUUGCUUCAUCGGAUUUCAGUGAACAGCGAUAACAUUCGUAAGCACCCCUCGACUAAAUUCCCGGAUUAUGUGAGCUUGUGUUAAAACAAAUUUAAUUUCGUUAUGUAAAACAUCUAUUGAUUAUAUACAAUUUAGAACAAUGAGUAAAACAGAGAUAGUUACAACUCGUGACUCUUAUUGGUAUGCUUUACGUUGUUUGUGAAAUUGCAAGAAAUACAUAAUGACGUCUCGUAGCUACACCAAAUCUUAUAGUCGCAAGGUCAGCAGUGUACCUCCAGCCAGCAUUCAAUUCGACAAAUUGUUCAAAGAACAUAGCAAUCGGCCCUCUGCUGCAAAGUCAGCUGGUACUGUUGGAAAAUGGGGCAUUACUUCGUUCACAUCUAUAAGAAGUACAAGCAUCAAUGGACGGAGAGAUGAUAUACAUAGUGCUAUUUCAGCAAAGAAAAUGAAAAUGGACUAUGGGAAUCAAAACGCGCGACUAAAUGCGAGCAAAGAUCCAUUUUCCUUUGAUGUGGAUCCUGAUGCAAAGGCUGAGAAUACACAGCCGAUUGUAAAGCCAAAAAAAUUUUUCAAAAGCCGUAACGUCCAGCCGAUAACAGAUGAUAUCAGGCCAGACGCAGCUGUGUAUCGACAAGUACCUGAUUCUCAAUACGGGCGCGUUCGGACACCGAAACAAUCCAUGCCCAAGUCGCCUUUGUCCAAAUCGUCCCACGCAGCACAGAAAAAGCUCAGCGAAAGUUCGGAGUGUAGCAGCAUUGGCGAGGCAACCACUAGAGAGGAAAGCAAACCUCCGAUUGUCCUGAGAAUAUGCAAAGGCACGGCAAGACUAGUUUGUGGGGAUGCACAAGAGACGACGUCACCUCCCGAACUCGAUACCUAUAGAAUUUCAACGCCUGUUCCGAGCCCAGUCAAUGAAGAAGAAAAUCUCAGAGAUUCCAAUCUUGAGAUCUCUGACAAAUCACUGGAUCUCCGACCAAGGGAGACGAGGUUGACCCAUCAGCCCAUCGUCACUACCGUCUCCAUACCUUUGGAAAAUUCUGAAAUGCGUCGAACAACUCGAAGUCGUGCUAAGAACCUGCAGUUGGAUUUAUCAAGCGCUUCCACGGCUAUUCCAACUCCAAUACCGACAACCCCGAACUCUCACAGCUCCGGGCUUUCGUUAACCCUUAGGAAAUCAGUGACAGAUUCUAACAACACACUCAUAUCACAUUACGACAUCGUUAAGACUGAUUGUAACCCAACCUACCCCGUCAAGAGCACAAUCGAGCCUCUGAUUGGGCACGACCAACCUUUACCAACGACAACUCAGGAGCUGAUUGAUAUACUCUCAAGCGAUGCGGAUCCGCUGCUUUCCAGACCAGAACCUAUGUCAACGACUGUAGAGAUAGAGGAGAGUCCAGAGAAUGUAUCGGACGAUGUGCAGCACUGCUCGAUAGAUUUACAGAUGGAAGAUAACACUUUUGAACCGGAAGGGGAAUCCGACAUUCCCGCCCCGGUUGUUGAGAAUGAGCCGCGAGCUGCCAAAGCUAUGGUGGACCAGGAUUGGUUCUCUGGAAGUGACGACAGCGAGGGUGUCGUCGGAAAUCCUGAAAAUGAUCCUGUGACUAUGAUUAGUUUGGAUUCUGAGUCACAGCCUGUCGCUCCGUUGGCCAGUAUUACGACAAAACCUGUCAUGAAAAAAGGAAGUAUAUUUAAAAGUCGUUCGACUGGAGCAGCGAGUGGAAAUAAAAGACUGGCAUUGUACAAACACAAGUGGUCCGAUAAUGAGAAGGAAUCCUCUGCGACGGACCCAACUAGCACAGGAACAGCGCCGAACGAAGCUUCUGGAUCACAUGCCAGUUCAGCUCCAGUGGCUUACGAGGAGGAAGAAUUUGAACCUUCGAAAUUGACCAGAGUUGUCUCAUAUCCAGAAACGGACAUGGACUUUACCGAUGAAACUGAAGCAAUUACAAGCAUUCGAUGUGGCAAAAAAGUAAAAGGAUUUUAUACAGUUGUAAAGAAUGUGAAAAAAGCUCACCAGAUACAGGAAAGCGGAGAAUUCCAGGAAUUUAAUGAUGACGUUGAAUAUAUCUUGGAUACGUUGAGAGAAAAUAAUCCUAAUGCCACACGGUGUCUGUCAGCAAUACGUUUAGCCAGUAAAUGUAUGGCCCCAGCAUUCAGGAUGCAUGUCAGAGCGCAUGGUACUGUCGCUAAGUUCUUCAAAGCUCUUCACGACGCUACUAAAGAUCAGAGCCUUGGUCUGUGUACGGCGACGGUAAUGUUUGUAUUAAGUCAGGAUAGGUUGGCCAUGGACCUCGAUCGUGAUUGCUUAGAGUUAAUGUUGAGUCUGUUAGAGUCUGAUGCAAGCCACAAAGACGCACUUGACGAUUGCGGCUUGAGCAGGGCUGAAUUAUUGAAAAAUAAAGAAAAAGUGCGCCAACUUUGUGCCGACAUUCAAGCACAGGGACAUGCAAAACAUCUGAAUUUAGACAACAUUACUGUUGGGCAAUUAGCUAUGGAGACGUUACUGAGUUUAACUUCAAGACGUGCCGGUGAAUGGUUCAAGGAAGAACUUCGAGAGCUGGGGGGCUUGGAGCAUAUUGUCAAAACAAUCCGAGACUGUUAUCGCCAUAUUAGUAAUAGCAAUAUCAAAGAAACAGGCUGGUCCGAUCCUCUCUUGGACAAGCUACGCAAAGUUGAUAGGUGCUUACGAGUAUUAGAAAAUGUAACACACAUGAACGAGGAGAAUCAAGUAUAUUUGUUGAAGUAUGACGAUGGUAUUUUAGUCCAUACAUUAGCAAAUCUGUACCACUUCUGCGCACUCCAAAUUCCAGUGUAUCCCAGCAUGGAUCCUAGUGACAAAAGCUCUACCGCUGCAGUUGUUAGAGAGUGCCUAUUUGCUAUUAUUAAAGUUUUGAUUAAUCUCACACAUCGUUUCAACAAGCAAUCAUUUGGGAGUAAAGUGGUUGGAUCUCAGCCAGGUGUCGUUAACUGUAGUUUAUACCUCUUAUUACGUGUGCCAGAAUCUCUACCAGAAGAGAAACGAUUUGACAUGAUGAUGUUGGCAUUAAUUUUGUUGAUUAAUUUGGUCGAGCAAUGCGAUGACAACAAGCAGUUGCUCAUUGAAGCUCAAGCACCUCCAUCAUUAGCCGAAAUUCUUGACCCCAUUGAAAGUGGGGUCGAAGCACUGAUUGAGCUUUUCUACAAACAAGAAGAACUCGCACGAGCCGAGGAACAAAAAACGGACGCUAUUCUUGACGGGAAGAAAGAUUCUGAACAAACGGAAACUGUCUCCACUACUACUAAAUCACAGGAAGAAUUUAUUGAAGAAACAGUUACAAAGUUGUUACAAAAGGCAGGUCGACACAUGGAACACACUCUAAUAGGUGCAUACGUAGUACUCUUGCUGGGUUAUUUGAUAAUGGACAACAAGGAUUAUGAAAUGUUGGUACGCAGCAGGCUUCCAGACUGCAAUUUUUCAACAAUGGUGACAGUACUUCAGAAAUUUUUCAAUUUCAUGAAUUUGACCGCAUCGAACGAAGUAAGUAGCUGUGGCAUAGCGGCUACAGAGAAGGUGAUCAAGUUCCUAAAAAUGUCUGAUGCCAGGGUGGAGGAAGAGAAAAACGAAUUACCAUUACCAGCAUUGGAAGAUUCAAGCAUUCUUCUAGAUUUGACCCCUUCUUGAUCUACUAGCCUAACAUCCUCUUCUUAAGAGCCAUUCACGUUCCACAGGUGCA
Diprion similis is the source of this 4101-nucleotide messenger RNA. It is a transcript of the gene wapl, whose product is annotated as protein wings apart-like. Gene Ontology annotation, biological process: regulation of chromosome condensation. Lineage: Eukaryota; Metazoa; Arthropoda; Insecta; Hymenoptera; Diprionidae. The transcript has 11 exons. The coding region runs from base 606 to 4049 and encodes 1147 amino acids. The record is from RefSeq and is a predicted model, not a curated record.